Molecule: messenger RNA, 786 nt
Organism: Rhopalosiphum padi (bird cherry-oat aphid)
Lineage: Eukaryota; Metazoa; Arthropoda; Insecta; Hemiptera; Aphididae
Product: peptide transporter family 1-like
Exons: 7
Coding region: 1-786 (261 amino acids)
Biological process (GO): transmembrane transport
Cellular component (GO): membrane
Molecular function (GO): transmembrane transporter activity
Source: RefSeq, a predicted model, not a curated record
AUGGAAAAUAGUUUAUUUAACUCGCCUUCAGCAGUGCUUGUACCAGAAAAUGUGUACAUGACUUCGGAAAAAAAGCAUCCAUACAUGAUACAUAUAAUUAUCCCAUCAAAUGAAGAUGGGAGAAUAUGGUUACGCAUCAAAAAUCUUACACUCGAGUCUACAUCUAAUAAUAAAAUAACAAUUUUCGAAGAAUCACUUCCCAUUUCUCAAUUUCAAAAUAAAACAAUUUUGAAAAUUCCUUCUGGUUUGUAUACACUGACGAUACAUUAUAUGGAUAAAAAACAGAAACCGAUAUCAAUGAACGUCUUAAAAUUUGAAACCAAUUCUAUUUACAUAUACAGAAAUGAAUAUGAUAAUAAUUUAAUGAAUUCUAAAUUCAAAUCGAAUGCGGUUUUACAAACUCGUGUUUUAAGUAAAGAGUGGUUAUUACCUCAAUUUGUUUGUAUGACAUUUGGCGAAACACUGUUUACAAUGACUGGAUUAUCGUUUUCCUUUUCAGAAACUCCUGAAUCAAUGAAAACUGUGUCAAUAUCUAUGUGGUAUUUUUGCGUGGCCCUCGGGAAUUUAACUGUAAUUUUUAUCAACAAAUUUGUAACGUUUGAAAAGAAAUCCAACAUGUUUUUCAUGUUUGCUUUCAUUGCACUUUUAACGAUAAUCGUCACUAACAAGUUAAGUAACACGUACGAAAAAUUGUAUUACAAAAAAGAAACGGAAAAUGAAAACGACAGAGAUAACGCGAAUUUAGUGAUGUUAUUAAAAAAGGAGAGUUAUCAACUAUCGUUCUGA